AUGCAUAUAAACAUUUCAUCUUUUUUCUUUUUUUUUCCUGUUUAUUUCUUUUCCCAUUCUACUUUAUCUUACUUUCAUUCUAUUUCAUUUCUCUUUCUUUCUUUCUUUCUUACUUUCUUUCUUUCUUUCUUCUUUCUUACUUUCUCUCUCUCUCUCUCUUUCUUUCUUUCUUUCUUUCUUCUUUCUUUCUUUCUUUCUUUCUUUCUGUCUGUAUUUCUUUCUUUCUUUCUGCAUUUUUCUGUCUCUCUUUCUUUCUCUCUUUCUUUUUGUCUUUCUUUCUCUCUCUCUUUUUCUUUCUUUCUUUCUUCCUUUCUUACUUUCUGUCUGUAUUUCUUUCUUUCUGCCUUUUUUCUGUCUCUCUGUCUUUCUUUCUCUCUCUUUUUCUUUUUGUCAUUCUUUCUUUCUCUCUCUCUCUUUUUUCUUUCUUUCUUUCUUCCUCUCUUUCUUUCUUACUUCCUUUCUUACUUACUUUCUGUCUGUAUUUCUUUCUUUCUUUCUGCAUUUUUUCUGUCUUUCCUUCUCUCUCUUUUUCUACUUUUCUUUUUGUCUUUCUUUCUUUCUCUCUCUGUCUUUCUUUCUUUCUUUCUUACUUACUUUCUGUCUGUCUUUCGUUCUUUCUGUCAUUUUGUCUGUCUGUCUUUCUUUCUUUCUUUCUUUAUUUAUUUAUUUCGUUCAUUCAUUCUUUCUUUCUUUCUGUCUUUCUUUCUUUCUGUCUUUCUUUCAGUCUUUCUUCCUUACUUUCUUUCUUUCUUUUUUCUUUCUUUUUAA
Molecule: messenger RNA, 768 nt
Organism: Acanthosepion pharaonis
Lineage: Eukaryota; Metazoa; Mollusca; Cephalopoda; Sepiida; Sepiidae
Source: the annotation of a GenBank genome assembly